Pectinophora gossypiella (pink bollworm) is the source of this 2244-nucleotide messenger RNA. RefSeq names its product voltage-dependent L-type calcium channel subunit beta-4 (gene Ca-beta). The transcript has 11 exons. Gene Ontology annotation, biological process: regulation of voltage-gated calcium channel activity; calcium ion transmembrane transport; neuromuscular junction development. The record is from RefSeq and is a predicted model, not a curated record. Gene Ontology annotation, molecular function: high voltage-gated calcium channel activity; protein binding. NCBI's taxonomy places the organism in Eukaryota, Metazoa, Arthropoda, Insecta, Lepidoptera, Gelechiidae. Gene Ontology annotation, cellular component: voltage-gated calcium channel complex. The coding region runs from base 143 to 1789 and encodes 548 amino acids.
GCGCGCAGUAUUUUUAGCGCACAGCGAUCGCCCGCGCGCGCCGUACGCGCUCCCUCCGCCCGUAAUGCACCGCCUGUAUCAAUACUAGUGAACAGUGCAAUAAACAGUGAAAUGUGCAUCUUAUGACGAAGGCUGUGUCGCCAUGGAUCGCCUCAGACGACAGCGGUAUAAGCUCGGCCGCCGACGGGGCUCAGCAGAUUCGAACUACUCGCAGCCAUCGUCGGAACUGUCGCUGGACGAAGACAAAGAGGCGCUGCGCCGCGAGAAGGAAGCGCAGGCACUCACACAGCUGGACAAGGCACGGUCAAAGCCGGUGGCGUUCGCAGUGCGCACCAAUGUGUCGUACGAUGGCGCGCUCGACGACGACUCGCCCGUGCACGGCAGCGCCAUCUCCUUCGAGGUGCGGGACUUCCUGCACAUCAAGGAGAAGUACGACAACAACUGGUGGAUCGGGCGGCUCGUGAAGGAGGGCUGCGACAUCGGGUUCAUCCCGUCGCCCGUGAAGCUAGAGACAGUACGCGCGGGGUUGGUGGCGCGGGGGCGGUACGCGCGGCCGGCGUCGGCGGCCAACCUGGCGGCGCCGGCCGGCCCGCCGCCGCCGCCCGGACCCAGCCGAGGUAGCACCCCCCCCACGCCCGGCGAGGAGUCGGAUGGCGCUGGUCGUGGGCGCGGCGCCGGCGCGCUCCCCGCCGGCAAGGAGAAACGCAAGCCCUUCUUCAAGAAGCAAGAAGCCUGCACACCAUACGAUGUAGUGCCUUCCAUGAGGCCCGUGGUCCUUGUAGGACCCUCGCUCAAGGGUUAUGAGGUCACGGACAUGAUGCAAAAAGCCCUCUUUGACUUCUUGAAGAGACGGUUCGAGGGCAGGAUUAUAAUAACUCGCGUGAUGGCGGACAUAUCGUUGGCGAAGCGGUCGCUGAUGAACAACCCGUCGAAGCGCGCCAUCAUGGAGCGAUCCAACUCGCGCUCCACGUGCCUUGCGGAGGUGCAGGCGGAGAUCGAGAGGAUAUUCGAGCUGGCACGGACGCUGCAGCUGGUGGUACUAGACUGCGAUACCAUCAACCAUCCCUCACAACUCGCCAAGACCUCGCUCGCGCCCACCAUCGUGUACCUCAAAAUCUCCAGUCCAAAGGUACUACAGCGGCUGAUCAAGUCGCGCGGCAAGGGGCAGAGCAAGAACCUAUCGGUGCAAAUGGUGGCAGCGGAAAAGCUGUCGCAGUGCCCGCCGGAGAUGUUCGACGUCAUUCUAGAUGAGAACCAGCUCGAAGAUGCCUGCGAGCACAUCGCAGAGUAUCUCGAGGCAUACUGGCGCGCGACGCACCCGCCGGCGGCGGCGGCGCUGUCCCGGCCGCUGCCGCACGCCGCGCCGCACGCGCCGCACCACGCGCACCAUCACGCGCAACCUGAUCCCCCCUCUGCUCACUCCGGAGGACAACGCGAGCGCGCAGACUCCUACACCUACGAGAGGGACAGAGGGGGCCGGGGACGCGCGCCGCGGCCGGAGCGGCUGGAGGAGGAGUUCUACGGGCGCGAGCGCUACCCGCGGUAUGCGCGCGAGUACCCGGCGCGCGACCACUACCACGACGAGUACGCGCACGAGUACUCGCGCGGCGAGCCGUACGAGCGGGAGGCGUACGGCCACGACUACACGCGCGACGCGUACACGCGCGAGGAGUACGGGCGGGAGUACGGGCGUGAGGGCUACGCGCGUGACGAGCGGCCGCCGCGCAGCCGCGAGCGCGAGCCGCCCGACGAGUACGCGCCCUCGCGCCGCGCGCUCAACGCGGUGUGAGCGCGCGCCGGCCGCCGCCUGGUGCUUCAGAGACCGGUUGUUUUGCGGUUUCGCGUAUUCUUAAUGUUUUCGUUGUCGCGCAUUCCUUCGGGGCACGAGAUGCUCCCUCGCGCUGGACGCUGUUUCGAUUCGCUAAGCUUUAGUGACACGCUUGAGCGCGACGCACGACGACCGAACUGUUGUGUCGGUGUUCCUUUCCUUUUGUACGUGGGUGAGUGGACGGAGAGCGCUUCGUGAUGAUACUCGGAGAGAGAAGUAGUUUAGGCUAGCGUAAACCACUUUCGCACUCGAAGGUUUGGAGCUCGCGUCGAAUGUAUAAAUUUUACAUAAAGAUAAUUUUAGUACCGUUAGAUAUUAUCCGUUUCCCAUUUUUUGAACAUACAUACUCUGUAAUUAUAUUGCAUCGUCUGUACUUCAUUGUUGCAAUCAUUUGUAAAUAAAAUACUUUAUAUCGA